Messenger RNA from Cavia porcellus (domestic guinea pig), 6935 nucleotides. It is a transcript of the gene Plag1, whose product is annotated as PLAG1 zinc finger. The transcript has 5 exons. The record is from RefSeq and is a predicted model, not a curated record. The coding region runs from base 523 to 2022 and encodes 499 amino acids. NCBI's taxonomy places the organism in Eukaryota, Metazoa, Chordata, Mammalia, Rodentia, Caviidae. Gene Ontology annotation, biological process: regulation of transcription by RNA polymerase II. Gene Ontology annotation, molecular function: sequence-specific DNA binding; DNA-binding transcription factor activity, RNA polymerase II-specific. Gene Ontology annotation, cellular component: nucleus.
GCGGCGGCGGCGAGCAGCGGCAGCUGCAAGUUGGGCUGCAGGGGCAGCGCAUACACUACAAUGGCUGCUGGAAAGAGGCGUAAGGAAACAAUUUCCAGGCCCGCCGCGUCCAGCCCGAAAUAUGAGAAAAAAAUUAUUAGAAAUUCCGCGGGCAGUGUAAAGGCGGCGGACGGGCCGGAGGGAGGAUGUUAAAGCCCCGCGGUUGCCUCUUGGUGCUGCUUUGGCGGUAUUUGGCACCCAGAAUGCUUCAUUCUGUGAUGGUCUAUUAAUAAGAUUGCCUUGUUAGAGUUUGGAGCAGGGGUCUCAGAUUGGCCAAAAUGGGAAAGAUUGGAUUCCACUCUCUUCCACGAAGAGUUAAUGGGACUGGCUAAGAUCAGAGUCUGAGGCUUUUCCAUCUAUAAUCAGUCCCUUUUUGCUUUCUUUUACGACCACAUGAAACUUGAGAAGCCACCUAAAGCUCUAUCAUUUAGUGGAGUUGGGCAGUUCCCAAGUGUCCAACAAGAAGGCCUGGUUUAGGCUGCGAUGGCCACUGUCAUCCCUGGUGAUUUGUCAGCAGUAAGAGAUACCCAGAAAGUCCCUUCAGGGAAACGUAAGCGUGGCGAAACCAAACCAAGAAAAAACUUCCCUUGCCAACUGUGUGACAAGGCCUUUAACAGUGUUGAGAAAUUAAAGGUUCACUCCUACUCUCACACAGGAGAGAGGCCCUACAAGUGCACACAACAAGACUGCACCAAGGCCUUUGUUUCUAAGUACAAAUUACAAAGGCACAUGGCUACUCACUCUCCUGAGAAAACCCACAAGUGUAAUUAUUGUGAGAAAAUGUUUCACCGGAAAGAUCAUCUGAAGAAUCACCUCCAUACACAUGACCCUAACAAAGAGACGUUUAAGUGUGAAGAGUGUGGCAAGAACUAUAAUACUAAGCUUGGGUUUAAACGACACUUGGCCUUGCAUGCGGCCACCAGUGGCGACCUCACCUGCAAGGUGUGUUUGCAGACUUUCGAAAGCACAGGAGUGCUUCUGGAGCACCUUAAAUCCCACGCAGGCAAGUCAUCCGGGGGUGUAAAAGAAAAGAAGCACCAGUGCGAGCACUGUGACCGCAGGUUCUACACCCGGAAGGACGUCCGGAGACACAUGGUGGUGCACACGGGAAGAAAGGACUUCCUCUGUCAGUACUGUGCACAGAGGUUCGGACGGAAGGAUCACCUGACUCGACACAUGAAGAAGAGUCACAAUCAAGAGCUUCUGAAGGUUAAAACUGAACCCGUGGAUUUCCUAGACCCAUUUACCUGCAACGUGUCUGUGCCUAUAAAAGAUGAGCUCCUUCCGGUGAUGUCCUUACCUUCCAGUGAACUGUUAUCAAAGCCAUUCACAAACACUUUGCAGCUGAACCUCUAUAACACUCCAUUUCAGUCCAUGCAGAGCUCGGGAUCUGCUCACCAAAUGAUCACAACCUUACCUUUGGGAAUGACAUGCCCAAUAGAUAUGGAUGCUGUUCAUCCCUCUCACCACCUUUCUUUCAAAUAUCCAUUCAGUUCUACCUCAUACGCAAUUUCUAUUCCUGAAAAAGAACAGCCAUUAAAGGGGGAAAUUGAGAGUUACCUGAUGGAGUUACAAGGUGGCAUACCCUCUUCAUCGCAGGAUUCUCCAGCAUCAUCAUCUAAGCUGGGGUUGGAUCCUCAGAGCGGGUCCCUAGAUGAUGGUGCAGGAGACCUUUCCCUGUCAAAAAGCUCUGUCUCGAUCAGUGACCCCCUCAACACACCAGCAUUGGAUUUUUCUCAGUUGUUUAAUUUCAUACCAUUAAAUGGUCCUGCCUAUAACCCUCUGUCAGUGGGGAGCCUCGGAAUGAACUAUUCCCAAGACGAAGCACACUCUUCUGUUUCUCAGCUCCCCACACAGACACAGGAUCUUCAGGAUCCUGCAAACACUAUAGGUCUUGGGUCUCUGCACUCACUCUCAGCAGCUUUCACCAGUAGUUUAAGCACAAGCACCACCUUGCCACGUUUCCACCAGGCUUUUCAGUAGGAUUGUGGGACGUGGCUGUAUUAAAGAAACAUAUGUGUAGCUCUGCCUUAGAUGACCAUUUUAUUUUAGUGCCUACUUUUAAGACAGUAUAAAAGUUUCUGCUUUUGUAUAAUACCAGUUUUCAUUAAGCCAGUACAAAAUAGAAACUAGCUUUUAAAAUGAGCUUUGGAACCAUUCAUGUUCAGUUAUGUUUACCUGGGUAUUUUGUCCUGAUUCACUGCCAACUGUCAUAGUCUAAAAGUUUUAUUUCAUAUAGGAAAGCCAUUGUUAUUAAUAAAGUUAUACAAGUCCCAUGUUCAAAUUACUUUUAGAUCUAAAAAUUCCAUUUUUGUCUAAUAACAGUGGCUCUGCCUGUUGACAUUUGGCUCUUUAAAAACUUUUUGCAAUACAACAUAAAAAUCUUUAUGUAUAUUCCAUGUGAAUAACAGAGUUUUAAACAUUUUGCUAGCAAUGAAAUUGUAAUCAAGUGUUUUAAAUGAAUUAAUACAGUUUGGAAAGAUAACAGAUAUUUCUUAGAUAUACCAUAAUUUCAGGUCAGUAUAUUUUGAAGUCUUACUAUUGUCUUGGAAGAUAUUUCCUAAAAUACAGAAUGUGUAAGGAAAACAAAACCAAAACACAGAGUACCACUGUUUGUAGCAAAAAGAGAUCCUAAGACGGUGACAUGUCUCUGUGUUCCAUAACAGUUGGCCCUUCAUUACUCUUUUGCUAUAGUUCAACCUGCUUGACUUGCUGUCUUUCCAUUUAAUAAUAUUAAUAGCUAGUGGCAUGUCAGGUCUUCAAGGAAAGUAUAUGUAGGUAGCUGUCCUUAAUCUUUUCUGCCUUUCACAGCCAGUUGGUGGCUCAGGUGCACCAGCAGUGUUGUGUUGUGUUUUGUUUUGUUUUGUUUUUUGACUGUUGGUCCACAGUCCAGACUCUACAGCUGUUACGGAACUGUAGACAGUAGUGUGUUAAACUCAGAGUGGACUGUCUCAGCCUUGUAAGGUGUGAUUAACUGAACAGGAAGGUAGAUGUUAAGUACACGUUAAACCUUGGAAAGUGUGUGAGUAUCCUGUCUGCCAUUGCCAAGGUUGAAAAUUAGACUCGUCAGGAGUAAAGUAAGAGCAUAUCACCUACGCCCCUUACUGCUGAGUAUGAUUUAUGUUUCUUUAAGAGCCAAAAGCAGAAUACAAAAACAAAUUCCUUGCCCCACGAUAUUUUUCUUAGUACAUGCAAAUCCAUCUUUUCUUUACUGUUUUCAGAUGGAGACGUUGAAGUUAAAACAAUUUAAGAAUUUAAGCAAACUAAAAAUAUAUACAGUAAAACCCCACUUUUACACAUCUCUGGAAAAUGGGAAACGUUGUAAGUUGAAUUUGUCGAGGGUAGCAAAGCAUAGUCAGACAAGCACUAUCAUCUUAAUUAAUGUGACAGUAACAAUCAGGAAUAUCGUUUCACUGAGUAGAAUAGUUGUGGGCUGUCUUCACUUUAGGCAACCACCAUAGGCUUCUCAAAGGUCCAAUUAUGUUUUUUAAAGGGUCAUUUGGGACAUCAACCUAAGAAACAUAUCUAGUAAGCACAUGUUAACACCUUAUUUUGGGACCUCGUCCUUUAGGGGCAGAGGUAAGCGGGGAGAGGGUUAUAGAAGAGUAUAUAUCUCUUUAAAAAAAGAAAAAUAUUUCUAAGCACUCAUUAGCCCUAGAUGGGAACAACUUCCCCUUUUAAAAGGGCAAUUAUCUCUGCAGAUUGCAAUGUUUACCAAGAAUUUCAAAAAUGAGUGCAGAUUACUGAGUAUAAUACAUUAUUUAAAAUAUUUGGGAAUAGUAUAAUUUGUGGAGAAAUGUAAAUUGUAAUAAUGUAAAUGGGGGUUUCACUAUAUAUAUUAUAUAUAUACACACAUAUCGCACUUCAUAGAAUCAAAGUUGCUCUCUGAAGGAGCUUUGGCUCCUGGUAUUUUAUCAUGCUCCUAUUUUUUUUUUAAUCCUAGGAGCAGUAGUUUUUAUACCUAUGUAUUUAAAGUUUAUUAUGAAAAAUUACAUUUUAUUAAAGUGUGUUCCAAAGGCAUUAAAAUUAUAUAUGUUAAUAAGGAGAUGCAUUUUUAAAUUUUUCCAACUGCUCCUAAGCUUUUGGUUGGGAGCAUAUUUGCUCUGAAAGUAGGCUUUUUGCUCUGCUUCCUUACCGCUGCCUUUAGUUUCUAUGAAACAGAUUGCUUACCUAAAUCUAAUUGAAUGAUUAGUGUUCAAUAUUGCUUUAAUCACCAUUAAAAAUACAAAAAGAAAUUUGGUGAGAGAGCACAAGUGUAUAGAAACCCUGCUUUUAAAUAGCAAUCACAGAUAGCGGGUGUGAAAGCACUGCUUUAUCCUAAAAUUUGCCUAAACCGAGACGUUGGCCUUCAUAGGCUGUAUUUCACUGCUAAUAGAAAAAGGGAGUGUUACAGUUUAUAAAGUAAAGCAUUUGGGAAAUGGGGAUGCCACCACGUAUCUCACCCUGCAAGGAACUCUAUCACAUGGAGGCACACCUUCCAAGGCACGCGUGUUACAGUUGUGAUUAUGGGAUCUUAAUUCUGUGCACACCGUUUUGCCUGUUGCUGCCACACAGACUUGAAAUUAACACUUGAAGAGAGAAUUCAGUUAAAAUUUUAAUUGUAUUUUUCAAUUGACUGCAGUGGUCACUAAACGCUUUUCGGUAGAGUUUCUGUUAAAGAUGAGGCAGAUCUGUUAAAUUGCACAGUGUUCUUGCAAGGAUGUAACACAUAAUUGGGUGGGUGUUUUUUUCUUAGAAAAAUUUUAUUUGUUUUUGUCUGUUUUCAUUCUUCAGUGGCCAGAAUCAUCCUCUUUGAAAUUCCUGGUAGUGCCUUAGCUUGGUUUAAAACAAGAGAGAGAGAGAGAUUAACUUUAAAUAAAAAUAUUUUAGUAUGGAAUUUGGACCUCAGACAAGAUAUUGAACCUCAUUCAGUUUGACUUCCAUAUGUGGAUACAGACUAGAUCACCAAACAGAGAAGUACGAAUGUGGAAAGAUCUUGGCACUGUAAGCAAUAUUACCCACUGAUUUACACAAGUGUCAUAUAGUUAUCGGUCACUGUUAAAACUUUCAUUUUGAAACCCUGUUACCAAGUUCAUUUUUGUAAAGUUGCAGUUGUCCUGUCUGAUCAUACACUACUCUUUGUGCAAGUUUUUAAUUGCAAUUCGUGUUUUUUUCAAGCUGUGUAUUUUUGCCUAUUUGUUGCUUGUGCUUUAUUUUCCUUAGUCCUUUGUGGAAUAUAGUGAUAUAUUGUGUUAAAUUGGACAGUAGAGGUUUUUAAAAACCAUAUACUGACUGAAACAUGAGCCAGAGCUGAUUGCUUUAUUAAGCUAAUAAUGAAUGUUAUAGAGUACAUAUUUUCAGGAUCAUCCAUCUAGUGAGCAAUACACAUACUUUAGGCCAAUAUAUUUUUUUUUUAAAUAGAGCUUGGUCAGCCUCUAUACUACACAUAUUACAAGAUAUAGCACUUUCAAAAUGAAUCUAAACCUUUACAGAAACUUUGUUAUAGGUUAUGCCUUUUAUUUUAAGACUUAUUAUAAUGUCUCAAGUGCCAUUAGAUGAUAUAUAUGUAGGCCUUUGAUAUAUAAUGCUUUGUGUACAAAAUGGUAGAUGGUAUUUUAAACAGGUACAUUUUUACAGUGUUUUCUUAUCAAUUUGCUAUAUUGCACAGAAUCAGUGUGUGUCUUUUCAUACGGUUUUACAAUGGUUUAUUUUUUUACAAGGUUUACGUGUCUCAAAGCACACUGUCUUCCCAGUACGUAAGUUAAAUACCAGUUCACCCAAGUUGCUUCUAGCCUACUGAGAUCCAUGUGACAUUGGAGGAGGUCUUUCAAAUAUUGAGUAUUCAGCAUUAGCAGUGGCACUGUUUGCUCUGACAAUUGAGUGCUGGAGUGGGUUUGUCUUGUUUUUCCUCACUCUGUGUCAGCCAUUUCUGCAACACAGAUAGUCUGUUUAGAUUACAUAGAUCUACAUAAGUUGUGUUGUGUAUUUUCAUGCUAAAAGCCCACAGAGAGCUCCUUUGGGAUCAUAUAAAACAAGAUAACCUUGUUAAUGGCACCUUUAAAUCACCGUCAGGCCUUUUCACAACAUUAUCCACCUUCUGAGGAUCAGAGGCCAUAUCUUUUGAUAAGUUACAUAGCUCUAGAAAUGACACAGAACUAUUGCUAAUGUAAACACUUCAUUGAAUAAGCUUCAGUGGUACAGUUGAACCAGAAUGAAUGUCUAUCUUCUCAGAAAUACUCCUGCAGUGUUGCACUGGGUCAUGCUGCUAAUGUAACCUGGGACACAACUCUUCACCAUGGUGCUACAAACUUCUCUGUCUUGUUCAGUUGUAUUUUUUUAUUCAUAGGAAAAGGACUACAUUAGGUGUAAAAGUGUACAAUAUAUUUUUAUACUGUGACUUAAUAUGUCAUUAACAAACUUUUACACCACCACAAUGUAUUUGUGUGCACUUGCAAAAGGAGAUCUUGGACAUGCAAAUGUUACCAGAACAAACCCAGCUUUUAUCCACAAGGUGACUGUAACUCAGAACGGAAAGUGGGCUUAUUAUAUAGGGUGUGGAGUGAAGAACAUGCUGUAAAUUACUAACAGCCCUUUGAAUUUAACAAAAACUGGGGAUCCAUUAGAAAAUGGAUUGCAUCAUGCCUGACCAUAAGCUGGACUGCUGAAAUUGUAUUUUUAGCUAAUGAAAAAGUGUUUGGACUAGUACUCUAAAAAUGUUCUAAUGGUAAAGUUUUGAGUCAUAAUAGAAAAGAAAAAAAAAACCUGCAUUCCAGACUGAAUUUUGUAUAUUUUUAUUGCAUUUAAAAUUGCUAUUCUGUGAUAUUGGGAAAUCAAGUGGCUUAUCAUGUAUAUCAUGUACUUAAAAAUGUAUUCACAAACUACUGUUGUAUUUGUAUAAAAUAUAGAUAAAGAUCAUA